This is a messenger RNA of Apis florea (little honeybee), 1751 nucleotides long. RefSeq names its product cilia- and flagella-associated protein 107. NCBI's taxonomy places the organism in Eukaryota, Metazoa, Arthropoda, Insecta, Hymenoptera, Apidae. The record is from RefSeq and is a predicted model, not a curated record. Gene Ontology annotation, biological process: flagellated sperm motility. Gene Ontology annotation, cellular component: axonemal microtubule.
AUUCAAUCAAUAAUAAAUAUUGAUUUAAUUCUUACUUUAUUGUUUAAUUAUUUUCUUAUGAUAUUAUUCAAAGAUAAAUACCAUGAAUGUUAUGAACUGGAAUGUGGAACAACAAUGUUUAGAUCGUACAUUAUCAUUAACAGAUGUACGAAAAAAAUUAUUUCCUACAAAAAUUAUACUUGAUCGUGGACCACUAUUAGAUGAAAACAAGUACUCACCAAAGACAUUAGUAGGUGAUUGGUUUGAACGUAGAGCAGAUUACAUAAUCCAACCUGAUGAUUGGAGAACUACAUAUGAAAUAGAUUUUAAACCUCAUAUUAAUGAAACUUGGAAAAUAAAUCAAAUUGUAAAAUGGGAAAACAAACUUAUACAAGAGGGUUUACCCCAAGAAAAAUUUUUUCAUCACGAAAAGGAAUAUUAUAGUAAUAUGACAACUACUUAUGAUUUAUGUUAUAAUAUUUUACCAAAAGGUCUCGAAGGACCUAAAAUUAGAUCUUAUAAUGCAAGACAGAGAAAAUGGAUUCCAGAACAAGAUUUAUUGAAAAGUUUUGGUACGUUAACUCAAUUCGGAUUAAAAGAUGCAUUAAAAGAAGAAAUAUAUAGAGAUUCAAAGGAAGGAAUAGCCAAAUGUCAAUGGUGGAGUACUUACAGAGAAGAGAUUGGAGAAACAAAACCAUUAGAUAUUGAACAGGAUACUAAAUUUCGCAGACGAAAAGUGAAUUUUAAUGUACCAGAUCUUAGACAUUUUAAAUAUAAAUCAGAUAAUGAAUAUUGUUUAUUACCAUUUAAAGUUAAAAAUUCAAUAUCAAAUGUGCAAAAAUGUACAAAAAAAUAAUAGUAUAAAAUAUAUUAUUCAUUAAAAAACUUAUAAAUUUUUUUACAUAAAUAUCUUAAAUAAAGAUAUAAUAUUUAUUUUAUUUAGUUAUUUUAACAUUACAUCAUAACACAAUAAUAUAUAUUCUUAUAAAUAUAAAGAAUAUACUUUGGAUUUCAUCAUUAUAUAUGUACAAAAUUUGUAAUGCAAAAAUUUUUAUUUAUAUUAAAAAAAAUAAAAAAAGAUAGUUUCAUAAAUGUACAUAUGUAUAAAUAUUAAGAUAUUAAUUAAUUAUUAAUUAUGUAAUUAGUAGUGUAAUUUGAAAAUUAUUUUUAUUUUAAUUUUAAAAUCAUUAUAUAAUAAAAAUAUUGAUUUUUUUUAAUUUUAAAGAAAUAUAAUAACACCAUUAUAGAAACUUUUAUUGAUAUUUUAUUUCACUUAAUGGUAUUGCUAGCUUGUACUUUUAUCAUCUGUAGUUUUUUAUUUACAAUAUUAUUUCAUAGAUAUUUUAUAUAAUAUAUAAUUAUCAUUAAAAGAAUACUUAUAUUUUUAAAUUGGAUAAAAUUUUAUUUAGUAUAUAUUAUAUAUUAUUUUAAUAAGAUUGAAAAAGAUAAGAAAUAUUUUAAAAAUUAUAAUAAAAAUUUUGAAUAUACUAAAAAAAAAUUAUAAUUCUCAUUUAAAAAAUUUAUCUUUUUAUUUUCAAACCAUUUUUAUAUUCAAAACAUUAAACAUUAACAUUCAAAACAUAUUCAAGAUAAUAGUACAAGAUUGCAAGUACCAAAAUUUACAUAAAAAAUUAACAUGUAUUAUAAUAAUAAUAGAAUUGUUUUAAUAAGAUUUAUAAUGUUGUUUGUUAAUUAUGAGUCACAGUAAUGAAAGCAAUUUUUCUUAUAUUCACAAAUAUAAUAAUAGAAUUAAAAAAAAAAAUUAAACAUUA